GGUCGGCUCUAGGGGGCGCCCUGAGCGCCGAAGGGCUCCUGAGACGACCUCCGGGGCGCGGCUUGUUCUCCCGCGAUUUCCCAGCUCCCGCUUUACCCCGUCAGCCCCGGCGAACGCUGCUGACCGACACUCCUCCUCUCCCCCCAACCCCACUCCCGUGGGGUUCCCGCCGCCGCCAUGAGGCUGCGGGUGAGGCUUCAGAAGCGGACCGGGCCGCUGGAGGUGCCCGAGGCCGAGCCGACGCUGGGCCAGCUGCGCGCGCACCUGAGUCGGGCCCUGCUGCCCACCUGGGGGUACAGACAUAUGCCAGGGCCUAGUCAACAUUUGGAAGCUGAGUCAAUUCAAGAUGCUAUGGAUAUGGAUGAGGGCUCAGGCUUCUCUCCCUCAGAGCCAAUGCUGUGCAGUGAAGCAGGGGAAGGGCAGGUGCCACAUUCCUUAGAGACCCUGUACCAGUCAGCUGACUGCCACAGUGCCAGUGAUGCCUUGAUAGUGCUGGUCCAUCUCCUCAUGCUGGAGUCAGGUUACAAACCUCAGGGGACGGAGGCCAAAGCAGCGUCCAUGCCAGAGAAAUGGAAGUCCAGUGGUGUGUACAAGCUGCAGUACACACAUCCUCUCUGCGAGGGGGGCUCUGCUGCGCUCACCUGUGUGCCUUUGGGAAACCUCAUUGUCGUAAAUGCUACGUUAAAAAUCAGCAGUGAGAUUAAAAGUGUGAAAAGGUUGCAGCUUCUGCCCGAAUCCUUCGUCUGCACGGAGGAGCCAGGUGAAAAUGCAGCUGAAGUGUACAAAGAUCUUCAGAAGCUGUCCCGCCUCUUCAAAGACCAGCUGGUGUACCCCCUCCUAGCCUUCACCAGACAAGCACUGAACCUUCCAGAUGUGUUUGGGUUGUUAGUCCUCCCAUUGGAGCUGAAACUACGGAUCUUCCGACUUUUGGAUGUUCGGUCUGUCUUAUCUUUGUCUGCAGUUUGCCGUGACCUGCUGAUUGCAUCCAAUGACCCUCUGCUGUGGAGAUGUUUGUACCUGCGGGAUUUUCCAGAGAGCACCAACAGAGCUGGAGACACAGACUGGAAGGAACUCUACAGAAAGAGGCACAAACAGAGAAAAGAAGCGCAGCGCGGGCGGCAUAUGUUCCUGACGACCCCGUCCCACCCCAUCCCCUUCUAUCCCAGCCCCUUGCAUCCCAUGCCCUUUCACCCCAGCUCACUCCUUCCUCCAGGAAUUAUUGGUGGUGAAUACGAUGAAAGGCCCACACUUCCCUUUGGUGGGAAUCCAAUAAACUCCCUCAUUCCAGGGCCUGGGCAGACGCCCGGCCAGUUCCCUCCACUCAGACCACGCUUUGAUCCAGUGGGCCCACUUCCUGGACCUAAUCCCAUCCUGCCAGGGCGCGGGGGCCCCACUGACAGAUUUCCUUCCAGGGCCAGCAGGGGUCGCUCCACGGACAGCCGGCUCCCAUUCAUGUGAUUGAGGAGUAAUCUCACUCUGGAGCUAGAUCUUUUGGUUUUGAAACUACCAUAAAGCUGCCAUCUCCUGGGGGUGCCGCUCUCUAGGGUUACUUUCUGACUAUGGUGGUGAGACUGCACUCCCAGGACCGCCCCCUAGCUGCAUUUGCACCUGCAGGCUCCCCGGGGUUGGAGGUUACUCCAGCAGGCUUGGCUUUGGGAAUUGUUUGCUACUGAUUGCCCUCUUCUGAAUUCCCCUCUAGGGUGGAGCUUGCUGUGCUGAUAGAUAAUGUCUGCUGUCAGAUUAAAAAAAAAUGUAAACUACAUGACAAUCUUGACUUUUAUUCCAGAAAGAUACAUAAUAUUCAGAAACCUCUCACAGUGUUACCUGGACAUGUAAAAAUGAUCGGAUUAUCUG
This is a messenger RNA of Dipodomys ordii (Ord's kangaroo rat), 1854 nucleotides long. It is a transcript of the gene Fbxo7, whose product is annotated as F-box protein 7. Gene Ontology annotation, molecular function: protein kinase binding. Lineage: Eukaryota; Metazoa; Chordata; Mammalia; Rodentia; Heteromyidae. The record is from RefSeq and is a predicted model, not a curated record. The coding region runs from base 178 to 1458 and encodes 426 amino acids. The transcript has 9 exons. Gene Ontology annotation, biological process: autophagy of mitochondrion; positive regulation of autophagy of mitochondrion.